Trametes versicolor FP-101664 SS1 is the source of this 1560-nucleotide messenger RNA. Its product is annotated as MFS general substrate transporter. The coding region runs from base 1 to 1560 and encodes 519 amino acids. Gene Ontology annotation, molecular function: transmembrane transporter activity. The transcript is spliced from 16 exons. Gene Ontology annotation, biological process: transmembrane transport. Lineage: Eukaryota; Fungi; Basidiomycota; Agaricomycetes; Polyporales; Polyporaceae. Gene Ontology annotation, cellular component: membrane. The record is from RefSeq and is a predicted model, not a curated record.
AUGUCCAGCGAUGACGUGACACCGCCGAGUCCAGUCGAAAAGAAGGUCCCUGACGACGCGGAGGCGAUGGUUUCUGAAGCCCGCCCGCUCACAUACGGAGAAGAUGGUCUUCCGCCUCCGCCCGCGUACACUGCCGAAGAGGAGAGGCGUCUCUGGCGCAAAAUCGACAUGCGGAUCAUUCCGAUCGCCACGCUGAUGUAUUUGGUCUCCUACCUCGACAGAGGCAAUAUUGGAAAUGCGAAGCUGCAAGGACUUCUUACACAACUUGACCUCAGUGGUCAACGGUACAAUAUCGCUCUUGUAAGCUAUUCAGUACGUAUGUGUAUGUGGUGCCUGAUGCUCAUUAUCUCCGGCAGACAAUGUACUAUCUGCCUGGUCCUAAAGAAAUUCAGACCUUCUCGCUGGCUUCCCGGAAUCGCGCUGGCAUGGGGGAUCGUCUCUACACUUCAAGGUCUAGUGAAAACCUACCCUCAGCUCGUCGGUGUGCGUGUCUGCCUCGGUAUCUCUGAAUCUGGCUUGGCACCUGGUAUAUACUACCUGUUAUCGUUAUGGUACCCGCGACACAUGCUGCAGUGGCGCUUCGGCCUCUUCUGGGGAGGCGCGACAUUCUCAGGGGCGUUCUCUGGGCUGUUGGCAUAUGGGAUCUCCUUCAUGUCCGGUGCAGGAGGGUUGCUCGGGUGGUCAUGGAUCUUUAUCAUCGAGGGACUAUUCACCAUAGUGGCUUCUCUUAUUGCUUUCGCCGUCUUCGUCGACCUGCCUGCGACUGCUACCUUCCUCACCCAAGAAGAGCGCUCCUUUGUAAUCAAUCGCCUCAAAGAGGACAACGGGUCCGUAGGAGAGGAAGAAGAGUUUCAGCUUCGGCAUAUCACGGACGCACUCUGCGACUGGAAGAUCAUCCUUUGGUGCAUCAGCAACAUGGCUAUCACCACUCCCAUGUAUGGCGCCUCGCUUUUCCUCCCGACGAUCAUCAAUGGGUUCGUUCUUGGAUUCAACCCCGCGAUCUCGCAGCUACUCACCGUUCCAGCAUACGCGAUAGCCACUGUCACCGUCGUGAUAUGUUCAGCACUGUCCGACCACACCAAGCUGCGCUCCCCGUUCAUUGUCGGGGGACUCAUGCUUGCGUUCACCGGUUAUGCGAUCCAGGCUUCCGACGCGAGCAUCGGGGUCAAGUACUUCGGAACGUACCUUAUCGUCAUCGGUGCAUAUGAGGCCGGUCCCUUUAUGAUCUCUUGGCUGGGGAAUAACACAGUGGGACAUUACAAGCGCGGCGUAGGUAUCGGAAUGCAGAUCACGUUCGGGACUAUGGGAGGAAUCAUCGCCAGCAACGCGUUCCAAGUCCAAGACGCACCACGCUAUCUCUCGGGACAUGCCACCGUGCUGGGUUUCAUCGGUAUGGGUCUCAUCCUGGUGCCCCUUACGGUGCUCGCGUUUUGGCGCGGGAACAGACGUCGAGACGCAGCGCAGCGCCAAGAAGAGGAGACGGGGACCAAGGUGGAGUACACAGCGGAAGAGCUGAAGAGGAUGGGGGAGCGCGCGCCCACCUUCCGGUAUACACUGUGA